GCCCCGGGCUCAGCCUCUCUCGCUGCUCCGCAGCUGUCAGCUUCAGUCCGGGCCGGCCCGGCGAGGCGGCCCGCAGCUCCCGCGCACCCCCUGCGCCCACCGGCCGCGCCCCCGGGCACCAUGCUGCCCUCGCAGGAGGCCUCCAAGCUCUACCACGAGCACUACCUGCGCAACUCCCGGGCCAUCGGCGUGCUCUGGGCCAUCUUCACCAUCUGCUUCGCCAUCAUCAACGUGGUGGUCUUCAUCCAGCCCUACUGGGUGGGCGACAGCGUGAGCACCCCGAAGCCCGGCUACUUCGGCCUCUUCCACUACUGCGUGGGCAGCGGGCUGGCCGGCCGGGAGCUCAUCUGCCGGGGCUCCUUCACGGACUUCAGCACCAUCCCCUCGGGCGCCUUCAAGGCGGCCGCCUUCUUCGUGCUGCUGUCCAUGCUGCUCAUCCUCGGCUGCAUCACCUGCUUCGCCCUCUUCUUCUUCUGCAACACGGCCACGGUCUACAAGAUCUGCGCCUGGAUGCAGCUCCUGGCAGCUCUGUGCCUUGUUCUGGGCUGCAUGAUAUUCCCCGACGGCUGGGACUCGGAGACCAUUCGGGACAUGUGCGGGGCCAGGACCGGCAAGUACUCACUGGGGGACUGCUCGGUGCGCUGGGCCUACAUCCUGGCCAUCAUCGGUAUUCUCAACGCCCUCAUCCUGUCCUUCCUCGCCUUCGUCUUGGGCAACCGGCAAACCGACCUCCUGCAGGAAGAGCUCAAGCCGGAAAACAAAGAUUUCGUGGGUUCCACGGUCAGCUCCGUGUUGCGGCCAGGGGCUGACGUCUCUGGAUGGGGGGUUCUCCCCUGUCCCGUCGCACACUCCCAGGGACCCUGAAGGCCAGGCUCACACCUUUCCAGCUUGUCCUGUCUCCUGCCCUCGCACUCCCUGUUCAGGCGUCGAGGGAGCCCCCCGAACUCCAUCCAUGGACUCACCUGCAGCUGUCUGCGAGCCUGGGGCUUGGUGGAGAGGUCGGGUGCCGGGGCCACGCCUCCUCCUGCCCUCCACUGGCCUCAGGGGGCCGGACCCCACUCCUUGGCCUCUCCUGAGCCGUAGCUUGGCCUGUGGCCGGUGGCUCCAUCCAGGGGAGGUGGUGCCGCUCCCAGCCAGGCCCCGGCUCCCACCUGGCUUUGUACUCUCGCCUUCAGCCCCUGCCUCCUGCAGACUUCAUUCAGACAUUGCCCGGACACCAGGACUCUUCCGGGCCGUGUUUGGCUGAUGAUGGUGCCAUCGCAUCCUCACAGAGCACCAGGAGUCGGGCCCAUGGGCCCCUGGACCCCGGUUCCAGCCCGCUCCCUGCUCCCCAGGAGGACUCACUCGGAGGUGCCCCAAGGGAGCAGACCCCGGGGCUAUGCCACUGCCCUCGGGGACUGUCCAGGCCAGAGCCUUCACCGCUGCUGCCCUGCUGCUGCCCCCACCGGCCUGUUUUGUACAGCACAUAUUUCUCGGCCCUGUUGUCAGGGUUGGGGCGUGGGGAAGGGGUGCAGAUGUGGCAUCGAGGGGUGCACCCCUCCUCUUGCGUCCCCUCCCCCAUCCCGGGCCUCUGCCAAGGGCAGAAACUGUUUUGCCUCUUUGAUAAUUUUCUGCGUAACUUGAACUUGCAGGUCACCUCUGAACAGGGUACUCCAUCCUUUCCUCCCCUCUACCCACUGGCCUGGUCCCUGUCACCCACCCUUAUUCCUCCUCCUGUCCCUCCUCCUCCUCCUCCUCGCCUGGCGGGCAGUGCUUGGAGCUGAGGCAUGUGUGCACGUGAGGUGGGGGUUUAGGAUCCCCCCCCCCCCCAGAUUUCCCAGCAGUGUCGUACGCUGCUUCUCUGGUGGCUGAUGCAGAGGAGGGGGCUGCCUCCGGACCCCCAGCAUGAGUAGCCUCCACCAGAGUGAUGAGCAGAAAACAUGGGGGGGCUGGUGCCCCAGGACAGAGCUGGUCGCCCCUGUCAGCCUCUUCUGGACCCUUCCUGGACUCUGGCAGAAUCCUGACCUUCCCCAUGAGUGCUCUGGCCCAUCUGUGACCCCAGGGGAUGGGGUACAGAAUUGACCCUGCUUUAAGAUGCAAAUCAAAGCCCAGAGGAGGCAAUGGGAACCCCAAAUCCCUGUUGCCCAACUGGGCAGGGAGGUGAAAUCUGCCCACCUGUGGCCAAACUGCCCCCCUGGGGUCGAGGCUGGGGGACCAGGCAGGAUGCCUCAGUGUGAGAAUGGCCAGGGGUGGUCGGAUCCAGCGGAUACCCAGUGCAGGCGCCUCUGGAGCCCAGGAAGGGGUUCAGCCCCAGGACAGGUGACCUGGCUGUCAUCUCGGGGAGACCCAAGCACAGCUGUUCCCAAGUCCAGUGAGGUCUCUCAGACCCUGAUCCAGAGCUUUGAAUGGCCUGCCAAGGUUCCCCAUACCCCAGAACAGGGACCAGUGCUCCUCUGCCCUGCCCCUGUUCUCAGACAGUCUAGAGCAGCCCACGGUGGCGCUGCUCAACUCUUCCUCUUUGGGGACCAGUAUCCCUGUAGAAGGCACUUUUCCAGAGGGGUGAGGAACCAUGGGUGAUAGAUACCCC
Molecule: messenger RNA, 2566 nt
Organism: Suncus etruscus (white-toothed pygmy shrew)
Lineage: Eukaryota; Metazoa; Chordata; Mammalia; Eulipotyphla; Soricidae
Gene: LHFPL4
Product: LHFPL tetraspan subfamily member 4
Exons: 3
Coding region: 121-864 (247 amino acids)
Biological process (GO): gamma-aminobutyric acid receptor clustering; sensory perception of sound
Cellular component (GO): postsynaptic membrane; inhibitory synapse; plasma membrane
Molecular function (GO): GABA receptor binding
Source: RefSeq, a predicted model, not a curated record